AUGUCCACUCAAGACGAGAGGCAGAUCAAUACUGAGUAUGCAGUGUCCUUGUUGGAACAGUUAAAACUGUUUUAUGAACAGCAGUUGUUUACUGACAUAGUGUUAAUUGUUGAGGGCACCGAGUUCCCUUGUCAUAAGAUGGUCCUUGCCACAUGUAGCUCUUAUUUUAGGGCCAUGUUCAUGAGUGGGCUAAGUGAAAGCAAACAGACACACGUACACCUGAGGAAUGUGGAUGCAGCCACCUUACAGAUAAUAAUUACGUACGCGUACACGGGUAAUUUGGCAAUAAAUGACAACACUGUAGAACAGCUGUAUGAAACAGCUUGCUUCCUGCAGGUAGAAGAUGUGUUGCAUCGUUGCCGGGAAUAUUUAAUUAAAAAAAUAAAUGCAGAGAAUUGUGUGCGGUUGUUGAGCUUUGCUGAUCUGUUCAGUUGUGAGGAAUUGAAACAAAGUGCUAAAAGAAUGGUGGAGCACAAGUUCACUGCUGUGUGUCACCAGGAAGCGUUCAUGCAGCUGUCCCAUGACCUCCUGAUAGACAUUCUCAGUAGUGACAACUUAAAUGUGGAAAAGGAGGAGACGGUUCGCGAAGCUGCUAUGCUGUGGCUAGAGUACAACACAGAAUCACGAUCCCAGUAUUUGUCUUCAGUUCUUAGCCAAAUCAGAAUCGAUGCACUUUCAGAAGUAACACAGAGAGCUUGGUUUCAAGGUCUGCCACCCAAUGAUAAGUCUGUAGUGGUUCAAGGUCUGUAUAAAUCCAUGCCCAAGUUUUUCAAACCAAGACUUGGGAUGACUAAAGAGGAGAUGAUGAUUUUCAUAGAAGCCUCUUCAGAAAAUUCUUGUGGUCUUUACUCUUCUGUCUGUUACAGCCCCCAAGCAGAAAAAGUUUACAAGCUCUGCAGCCCACCAGCUGAUUUGCAUAAAGUUGGGACCGUUGUAACUCCUGAUAAUGACAUCUACAUAGCAGGUGGUCAAAUUCCUUUGAAAAACACAAAAACAAAUCACAGUAAGACAAGCAAACUUCAGACUGCCUUCAGAACUGUGAAUUGCUUUUAUUGGUUUGAUGCACAGCAAAACACCUGGUUUCCAAAGACACCGAUGCUUUUUGUCCGAGUGAAGCCAUCCUUGGUUUGCUGUGAAGGGUACAUCUAUGCGAUCGGAGGAGAUAGUGUAGGCGGAGAGCUUAACCGGAGGACCGUAGAGAGAUACGACACCGAGAAGGAUGAGUGGACAAUGGUGAGCCCUUUGCCUUGUGCUUGGCAGUGGAGCGCAGCAGUUGUGGUUCAUGACUGCAUCUACGUGAUGACGCUGAACCUCAUGUAUUGUUAUUUUCCAAGGUCUGACUCAUGGGUAGAAAUGGCCAUGAGACAGACUAGCAGGUCUUUUGCUUCAGCUGCAGCUUUUGGUGAUAAAAUUUUCUAUAUUGGAGGGUUACACAUUGCCACCAAUUCUGGUUUAAGAUUCCCUUCAGGCACUGUAGAUGGGUCUUCAGUAACUGUGGAAAUUUAUGAUGUGAAUAAAAAUGAGUGGAAAAUGGCAGCUAACAUUCCUGCUAAGAGGUACUCAGACCCCUGUGUUCGAGCUGUUGUGAUCUCAAAUUCUCUGUGUGUGUUUAUGCGAGAAACUCACUUAAAUGAAAGAGCUAAAUAUGUCAUUUACCAGUAUGAUCUGGAACUCGACCGGUGGUCUCUGCGGCAGCAUAUAUCUGAACGUGUGCUGUGGGACCUAGGGAGAGACUUUCGAUGCACUGUGGGGAAACUUUAUCCAUCCUGCCUUGAAGAAUCUCCAUGGAAACCACCAACCUAUCUUUUUUCACCAGAUGGGAUGGAGGAGUUUGAACUGGACUGA
Messenger RNA from Pipistrellus nathusii (Nathusius's pipistrelle), 1845 nucleotides. NCBI's taxonomy places the organism in Eukaryota, Metazoa, Chordata, Mammalia, Chiroptera, Vespertilionidae. The record is from the annotation of a GenBank genome assembly.